AUGUCGAAUUUGUGUUGUUAUCCACCAAAUGAACCCGAAUGCGCUAUCGAUGAUUCUGCAGUAGUUGAAGAAUCAAUCGGAAAAGUUGAAGAAGUUCCCCCAGGAACCAAGAAAAUCUUCGAAGUUCGAGGAAGGAAAAUUCUAGUUAUAAACGACAACAACAAACUUCUAGCCAUCAAUGGCUUGUGUUCUCAUUAUAAUUUCCCAUUGGAAAAUGGUGUUUACGCAAAUGGUCGAAUUCGUUGUCCACUUCACGGUGCCUGUUUCAAUGUGAGAACUGGAGAUAUUGAAGAUUAUCCUGGUUUUGAUAGUCUUAAUUCAUAUCAAGUUUCGGAUGUUAAUGGUGAAAUUGUUAUCAAGACAACUGAAAAGAAAUUGGGAUCGGAUAGAAGAAUCAGAUAUGUUGCCAAGACGAAAAAAUGCGAUGAUCGACCAAUUAUUGUGAUUGGAGGUGGUGUGGCUGCUGCGACUUUUAUUGAGCAUUCGAGAUUGAAUGGAUUGGUUACACCGAUUUUGGUGAUUUCCGAGGAGAGUAUUACACCGUAUGAUCGGGUUUUGUUGAGCAAGGUGGGCAGGAGUUCUGAACAGGGAGAUCUAGAUUAUUUUUCGAGGGGUGAUCAAAGAGAAUAUCUGACCAGGUUUCCAGGUUGACCCGGCCCAAACUGAAACUUCAGAAUCGGUUUGGAACCCUGGAUCUGACUGACCGAUUGCUUAGAACUUUUAAGAUUUUAAAAUUUUUAACUUUAUGGAUUUUUCUGAAAAAAAUUCAGAAUUCAAAAGAUUCGAUUUUUUUCUAGAAAAUGUCUCAAAUCCAGAACUUCAACCAAGAAAACUUUUAAAAUCAACAAAAUAAUUUUUUGAAUUUAUCUUUCAAACCUUAUAAUGAUUAUGUUUUAUCUUUGAACUUCCAAAAUUCUGAUAACAAAAAAUUCUGAACAGCACGUACCCCCAGCAACUCACUGCAACUUCUUCUUCAGAACCCCGCCGCAACAUCUGACAAAAUCAAGCUUCGUCAAGAAGAUUUCUACACCGAUCGCAACGUCAAAUUCCACCUCAACACAUCAGUCACCGAAAUCAAACCAACUCGGAGAGAAGUUCUACUCUCAAACGGCGAAACAGUUUUCUAUUCAAAAUUGAUCAUCGCAACUGGUGGAAAUGUUCGAAAACUCGAAAUUCCUGGAGCUGAUCUUGAAAAUAUUCAUUAUGUUCGAAGAUUUGAGGAGGCAAAUCAGAUCGCUGAAAAACAUCUGGGCAGAAAUGUUGUGAUUACUGGCGCAUCCUUUAUUGGAAUGGAAAUGGCCUCAAGUCUUGCGGCUAACGCGAAAUCAGUCACUGUGAUUUCAAGUUCUCCUGAACCUCUUCCUGUUUUUGGAGCUGAUGUUGGAAAAGGUAUCAGACUGGUGAGUUUAUUCUAUUUGAUUCCCAUUAGAUCUCAUUAAAAGAACAAAGGUUUUAUAGAAAUUCGAAGAGAAAGGUGUGAAAUUCCAACUUGCGACAAGUGUAACUCAAGUGAAUGGCGAAGAUGGCCAAGUGAAAUCAGUCACCUUGGCGAAUGGCGAAACUAUUGAGGCUGAUCUUUUGGUGUGUGGAAUUGGUGUUACACCGGCUACCGAAUUUUUGAAACAUUCUGGAGUGAAGUUGGAUAAACGUGGAUUUAUUCUUGUUGAUGAGAAGUUCAGGGUGAGUGUGAAGAUUUUUUGUUGAAACCGAAGAAGUGGGAAAUUUAAAAUAAUCAGAUUAAAUUGAAUUAAUUAGAAAGGUCACAUUUGAAUUAGGAGAAGGUUAGAGAAUUUGUAGGAAAUCAGCGAAACAUGAUAAAAAAAUUGGAACUUUUUUUUAAAGGAUUUUUGGAUCCGAUUUUGAGAUUUCAAAAUGAAAAUAAUUUAGAUCUUCUGGGAAAAAUUUGAAUCUUAAAAUUAAAAAAAAAACAAUUUUGAUCCAAUUUUUUGAAACUUUUUGAAAUUCACAGAAAACCUUUUUGAUCAUUUUUUUUCACAAGAAUCUAGAAAUCUAAAAUUUUUCAUACUAAUUUUUGUCCAACUUCCAAUUGUCACCGAACCGGUUCUGGGUUAACCCUCUUCCUCCUCAAAAUCCCCCCAAUUUUCAGACAAACAUCAGUUACAUCUUCGCAAUCGGUGACGUCACCUCAUUCCCACUUCCACUAUGGGAUGUUGAAACAGUAAAUAUUCAACAUUUCCAAACUGCUCAACUUCAUGGACAAUAUUUGGGAUAUUCAAUUGUCGGAAAACCGCAUCCAGGGCCGAUUGUCCCAUUUUUCUGGACCCUGUUUUUCUUUGCUUUCGGUCUGAAAUUCACCGGAUAUUCACAGGAUUCCACGAAACAGUAUACACAUGGAGAAGCUGAAACUGGCAAUUUUGUCAGAUAUUUUUUGAAGUUAGUUGGCUAGAUUUGAAAUGUCUUCCUUCACAUCAAUUUCUAGACACUGUAUUUUCAUAUACCAAAAUUCUGAAACGUAAAAAAUUUCACUUUUUUUCAGAAAAGAUCGGGUAGUUGCUGUUGCUGGUGGUGGAGCACUUGCAAUUGCAGUUGUUGAAUUUGAAGAAAUUCUCAAACGAGGUAUCGAAGUGACAUUGAAGGAUUUGAAAAAGUUAGUUAAAGAAAAAACUUUUUUCAAAAAUUUUUAAAAUAUUUUUCAGUAGCAAUGAUCAUAAAUGGACGCAUUUACUUCUCGCCAAAUAA
Messenger RNA from Caenorhabditis angaria, 2700 nucleotides. NCBI's taxonomy places the organism in Eukaryota, Metazoa, Nematoda, Chromadorea, Rhabditida, Rhabditidae. The record is from the annotation of a GenBank genome assembly.